GUUUGGUUGUAUACUAUAUCAUUUGAUCAUAUUUUAUUUUCAGCGUGAAACUAAUGUUUCUACAUUGUGGUAAUACUACUUUUACUUGAGUAAAGGACCGGAAUACUUCUGUCACGACCGGAUUUCCACAGAUACUUUGAGGUUUAGUGGAGCCAUGAUAAAGGCCCAUCCAGCAGAUGGCGCUGGCGACUGUAAGUCCUCUGUAAAACAAAGCAGAAGAAGAAUCCCAUGAACCAGAGGAACUCAGCCAGUUUUCUCCGUCAUGUUAUUGACAUGGAUCUAUUGUUAUUGAUCACCAUGUCGCGGUAGGAGGAAAACAAAACUCAGAACAACCACCCUGUUCCGACACGGAGUCUUUAAAAUGGCAGGCGAGGAGGAGAGGGGGGUGGUUCGUGUCAAAGUCAAGAAAUGUGAUGGGCUGCUUCCUGUGGAGUUUCGCUCCUUUGCUGUUGACCCUCAGAUAACAUCUCUGGAGGUUCUGCAGCACAUCCUCAUAAGGGCCUUUGAUUUGAAUGGGAAGCGUAAUUUCGGGAUCAGUUACCUGUCUCGAGACCGGAGUGGUACUGAAAUGUAUCUGUCUCUGCUGUCUGACUGGGAUCUAGACGUUGCAUUCAUCAGUGCAGCCAAACCAUAUCUGCAGCUCAAGAUGGACAUUAAACCUUCAGAAGACAGUCCUGUUAUGGAGGACUGGGACAUCAUAAGCCCCAAAGAUGUGAUUGGCUCUGAGCAGCUUCUUGCAGAGAGGACUAGGUCUUUGGCAUCUGCAGCUCUUCCCUUCACCCAGUCCCUCCUGUCCCAGGUGGGUCGGACCUUGUCCAAAGUCCAGCAAGCCUUCAGCUGGUCAUAUGGGGAGGAGAUCAAGCCUUUCAAGCCUCCUUUGAGCGAUGCCGAAUUUCACAGUUACCUGAACGGACAAGGCCAGCUGACACGACCUGAAGAACUCAGGCUGCGAAUCUACCAUGGUGGUGUGGAGCCUUCACUGCGCAAGGUUGUGUGGAGGUACCUCCUGAACGUCUACCCUGAUGGGCUGAGUGGACAGGAAAGAAUGGACUACAUGAAGAGGAAGACAAGGGAGUAUGACCAGCUGAAGAGAGAGUGGACAGCCCGGGCCAGUCACGAGGACCUGGAGUUUAUUCGCGGAAAUGUGCUUAAAGAUGUCCUGAGGACAGAUCGGGCUCACCCAUACUACGCAGGCUCCGAAGACAGUCCACAUUUGACCGCCCUCACAGACCUGCUCACCACAUUUGCCAUCACACAUCCACAGAUAUCAUACUGUCAAGGAAUGAGUGAUAUUGCCUCCCCUAUACUCGCAGUAAUGGACAACGAGGCGCACGCCUUCAUUUGCUUUUGUGGCAUUAUGAAACGUUUGGAGGGGAACUUCCGGCCAGACGGGCAGCUCAUGUCGAUUAAGUUCCAGCAUCUGAAGCUGCUCCUCCAGUACUCUGACCCUGAGUUUUACUCCUACUUGGUGUCCCGAGGAGCUGAUGACCUCUUCUUCUGCUAUCGCUGGCUGCUCCUGGAGCUCAAGCGAGAGUUUGCCUUUGAUGAUGCUUUAAGGAUGCUGGAGGUUACUUGGAGCUCCCUGCCCCCUGAUCCACCUGAAACUGAAGUGGAGCUUCUGGGGCCCCCACUAGAGGCCGAUGACGCAGCGAGCUGCAGAGACAAGGACGCGACAGCUGAGAACUGCCGAGAAGACGAUAAGGAGCAAAAAGAGAAGCAGCGUAGGCGACAUAUGCUGAGGCCAUCAAGAGAAGAACCAGAUGUGAGCAGGAAUUCCAUCAUAGAAGCAAAAGAGUGGCAAAGUGUAGGUGGGAAGGGAGGUGAGGACAUUCAUCAAGUGAGCAUGGACAAGGCAGAUGUGCAGGCUCCUCCAUUUGAGCGGCAAACUAGUUUUGGGGAGUUUAAAUACUAUACUGCCCGAAAUGAAGAGAGCUUUGAUAUGGAGGACGCUGAGCAACCACAGGGUGUGGUACCUAGCAUCGCAAGGCGCCAGUCCACAGUCGACAGUGAAGAGGACCCAGGAGAGAGAACACCUCUCAUAAAAAACUGUGACAGUGGUCUUUCUCCAAUGUCUUCACUUCCUCUCCUUCCUAGUGGCCUACCCGUCUGGAAAACUGGCUCCUCAGUCUCUCCCACAUCUUCAGCUUCACCCUCCAGCUGGCCAGGUGCAUCCCCAGACUCUGCUCCAAAUUCCUCAUCCCCAUCUGAUACCAAUGGGAGGGAGGCCUUACCAAGAACUGUCCCAAAACCAGCAGCCUCCUCUGCUCCAGCGCUUGGCUGUACAGGGAUCAACUCACCCACGACGCCCACUGUAAAAAUGUCUGUUGCUUCUCCCUCCCACGCUCAGAACCGUGCCCUACUCUCCUCACCCAUUUUGGCCUUUGGGAGAGGCCCUUCUCCAUCUGGCAGCAGGUCUUCCUCCAACAACCUCCCUUCACCAGGAAACAGAUCCCCCAGCAUCACAGCUACCAUGCCCACUUCUUCAAAAGCUGAGACCACCAGCAUUAAACCGUGUUCCCUGCCGCCACCUCAAGAGUUCGGCAAAGGCAAUCCCUUCAUGUUGUUCCUGUGCCUGUCCAUCCUGCUGGAGCAUCGAGACCACAUCAUCAAGAAUAGCUUGGAUUACAAUGAGCUUGCCAUGCACUUCGAUCGCCUAGUGCGGCGCCACAACCUGAGCAGGGUGCUGCAGCGAGCCAAGGCCUUAUUUGCAGACUACUUGCAGAGUGAAGUGUGGGACUCGGAAGAAGGGGAUGAGGUUAGCUCAGACUCCCCGACAACAACUACUGUUGCUCAACACUUCCCUUCUUCAGCCAUCUCUCCCAGGCCCAUUUACAGCCCUUUAGCCUCGCCUCAGCCAUCAUCUCCGAACUCAACCUAUAACCUCGCAACCACCAUCCCCUCACCUACAGCUCAAAUUUCCCUUUCCCCCACUUCCUGAGUCAGUCAUCCAUCUCCUGCUCCCCAUCCUGAGUACUCCUCUGAAGACUGUCUGCAGCUGGCUGGGGGUGCAGAUCUUUUCAGACAUGCUCCCAUGUUAAAUUGGGCCAUUAAUAAUCUUCUCAUUCUGUGUAUGCUUGAAUACAUAUCGUAUAUUCCUUAUGUCUCUAGUCAUGGAAAUGUUUUUGUCAACAUUUUCAGAUAAGCUUUUUUUGUGUUUUAGUCCUUCAGUAGGGGAUGAAAGAGCUUAGUUUCGCAUCAUGUCCUCAGAGGGUGCAGCUGCAGAAUUUGCUGGUCAGACUGUUUGAGUUUACCGCUUUAGUCUGUGUUGCCCUCAUUACUAACUUUGUUUACAAGCUCUUGUCCAUUAAGCCACAAAAGUGUCCUAAAUAUCAUUCAAGAUACGUUACUUUAUAAAAGGGAAAAUCCUGAUUCUGAUUUGUUGAAGCCAUUGUUUAAAUAGCUCUUGUUCAGUGGCUCAGUUGGACAAGUCAGAGCCAACACACACAGAUCCCUGUCUUCCACCCAGUGCCAGGGGUCUAGUCCUGUGUCAAAGUGUAAUUUCCUGUCUCGCACCCAACGUAGUGUUUUUUUAUUUGUUUGUUUUUUUCCUCAUGGCGCCCACGCUGUCAAAAUACCACAUACGCUUUCGUCCACCUGGGAGUGUCGAUGCAAACGAGGGGCCUUUGUAGGUGUCUUUUGGCGCACUUAGUAUCCUUGAGGACGCAAUAAGAAGUUGCUCCAGUGACCAACAAAAAGUGGGUGCACAAGCUGCAGACACGCUGUGUGCCGCUUAGGCACGACCAUACCCAUGGGUUAAUUAAGAGAGUAAGUCCAGCCCUUUUAAAACAACUGCCUGAUACAGAUAUACUUUUUGUGCUGUCAAAAUAGCAACAUUGGUCUGGACACGCCCUGCAUGCACCUUGAUUGUUUUGCCUGGAAAGGUGCACUCUGCAUUGUCAAAAUAAGCCUCAUAUUCUGCUUUCCUUUCUGAACUAGCCUGUCACCAUUAACCUUAAAGGGUAAAUCAAAAUUUACAUAGGAUAAAAAAAAAACAAACUACUGAGGUGCUCUGAAUGUCUUCACAGAGAACACGAUCAAUAUUUUAGAUCUAGCAGCCACAGAAGUGUUGUCAGCUCAUUCUUACACCAACAGUUUGCAGCCACAAAGAUGCAUCCGUUUUUUUUUUGUUUUUUGUUUUUUUUCUGGUUUAUCGUCCCUUCUGGAAAACAGGAAACACUUUUUUAAACUAACAUCCAGUAGCUCUGUGUUUCUCAGUGAUGGCUGGUCCAACUCCAAGAUAAAUCCUGCAGUUUACCCUGAGAUCAAACUAAAUGCAUGCACUUCAGUUAUCCAAAGCUGUUUGUGAACCACAGUUAUCAUUCCAUUUUUCCUUUUACUCUUUCAAAUUGCUGUUGCAUCUGGACAUCUUGGUGAAGUGGUCUGAACAGAAUCGUGUUGCAGUGACCAAAACAUUUCUCCCUUUAUCUUAUCACAAAUGUUUUAUGCUGUAGAUAAGACAAAAUUCAUUAGUGUGUUUUUUAGCCUUGGGUGUCUUGUUGCCAUGAGCUUGAUAAUUAAGGUUUAAAAAAUGACUACAUGGUUUAAAAUGUUUUGCAGAUCAGGUAGAGGGGACGUGUGGCGAGUUUAACGCUACAUUCAAGUUUCAGCACCAGAGAUUUGAGUUACUGCACCGUGCCAGAGACCUGUUCAGAGGAGUUCAACACACCUGCACAGUUCUUACACAUCAGUGUUUAUUUAAUUGUUUGCUUUUUCAACUUUGAAUGCGACUUGGCCAAUCAGUCUGACCGGCGGUGCACGGAGAGGCUCAGAGCAGCUGAUCACACAAAGUAGUGACAUCUGGUUUCUCUAUGAAGACGUGAAUGCAGUGUGGGGCUGCUCUGCAUUGUACAAAUACCAUUCUGUUUAUGUACUGUAUGGACUCAAACAUUCAUGUACUGUUCUUAUUUAAUGUUUUGUUGGGAUUUUAUACAGAGAUGUGGCACCGAGCACUUUGGUUACUGCUGUUUCCCAAAGACCAUCUCUUCGCCCUGUAUUCUGUGUUAUGAUUUCAAAGCUUUGUCGAAAUGAGACUGAUUUUAGGCACAGGUUUCACACAUGACUGUUUAGACUUGCUUUGAGUGGUUGCUGAAGGUUCUUCAGUGUAACAGACAUGUUUGAAUAUGAUACAGUGGCAUUUAAACAAACAAAUCUGGGCCUGUGUGCAGCUGUUUGGCAGAGAGGUGCCUUGCUUAUUUUAAUCAGGAGCCUUGAUUUAUCAUUUCUUCUGUGCUCUUAGCAUCUGUCACCAUAUGGGCAGUUCACUAAGCCAGUUUUAGAGCCAAGUCAAAUUUUGAAUUUGAUAAAUGAUCAUCAGGUGUUGAUGUGUUCAAGAAAGUUAUAGUUCUGAAUCAGGAUUUUAACAGUGGAAAUAAAGUUUACAUUUUGACCUGAGUGAAAAUUAGGAGAUUACAAAAGGUCAUGAAUAAGACACUAAAUGAAAAAAUGAUAACUUAUUGUGUUAAGGUAAAAUUCUGACCCAUAAGCCGAAACUGACUCAGUGUCUGAAUUUUAACCUACAGUAAGUAUUUUUUACUCUUGUCAUUGCUAACGUUUCACCUGGUGUGAAUCGGCCUCCAUACUUGAAAAUAUCAGUAACAUCUGAAAAACCUCUGAAAUAUCUUUACAGUAAUUUUAUUCCAAACAAAGCAACAAUGCAAAAAUGAUUUUUUUCAAUUAAUUGAGAUGUAAGGCAGACGUUCAUCAAGGUGUAAUGUAAUAUUUUAAAUUAAGGUAAAUGACUUGUAGCAUCACAGAGGAUCAGUAAUGUGUUAAUAAACCCUAAAACGCACACACACCUUCCAAUUUGAUAGUAAUGGCCCACAUUUUCUCUUGUUAAUGUUUUGGACCUCAGCACAGCUCAGUUGUGUGGAAUCUAUGGACAUCAGAACAAAGUUAGGGAGUGUAUCUCUUACAGUUGUCGUUUUUUUUUAUCUCAGCUUUGUUUACCUUUAAAACUUCAUUCUUGGUUUUGAGUGGCCUGUAUUAUUCCCAUAAGUCUGUAACAUGGGGGGCUGAACAGGAAAUGUAAUGGCUCACCUUCUGUUUUAAGCUGAUAGCAGAUUCCCAUGUGUUUAGAAGGACCCUUGUGAUUAUUGCAGUUAUUACUCUGACACUUGGUUUGGCCUCCUUUUGUAAAUCCGUCUUUAAUAGCAUAUUUAAAAAGAACUGAAGUGACUGGACUAGCUGGACUGUCAGCAUUUGUAACAUGUUUUAUCUCAUUAAAUUAUAGCUGUGCACAAACUUUUUAAUUAUACAACACACAACAGUGUUACUGAUUGUGUACCAGACACAAUAAAUAAUAAUCAAUGGAAA
Monopterus albus (swamp eel) is the source of this 6312-nucleotide messenger RNA. It is a transcript of the gene tbc1d25, whose product is annotated as TBC1 domain family, member 25. Gene Ontology annotation, biological process: regulation of autophagosome maturation; activation of GTPase activity. Lineage: Eukaryota; Metazoa; Chordata; Actinopteri; Synbranchiformes; Synbranchidae. The record is from RefSeq and is a predicted model, not a curated record. Gene Ontology annotation, molecular function: GTPase activator activity. The transcript has 7 exons. Gene Ontology annotation, cellular component: autophagosome. Bases 362 to 2938 code for a protein of 858 amino acids.